CAUGUUGUUUAUAUUUGACAGAUAACCUUUUCUUUGUGUCUCUAAUUUUUUUUAAACAUUUGUCAUUUUAUUUUCAUUAUAUGAAUUCGUAAAUCAUUUAAAAAUUUUAUUUACACCAUUCUUAUAGUUUUGUUGAUUUUACUACGAAUUAUAAUCAACUAAUUGUUUAAAAAUGACAAAUAUUAGUGCACAAGAACCUAAACCAAUCAUUAAUGGUAAACCUCCUGCUGAAAAAAUAGGAGAUCAAGGAGGGUUUUUCGAUGUUGUUGUCAAACCAAUGUUCCAACAUGGUCAUGAGGGGGAACUUUGUAGUUGGCUAAAAGACACCAGUCUUAUAAGAAACGUUUUUUCAUGCCCUCAACCUGAAUGUGAAGGAAAAACUCUGACUUGGAGUGGAGCUAGAAUUGUUGAUAAAUAUAACUGGAUUUGUCCAAACUGCCACAAAAAACAAUCCAUUCGGGAUGGAUCAUUCUUUUUUGGUAUCAAAUGUGAUCUUAAAAUCUGUCUCCAACUAAUAUUAGCCUGGUGUCAAAAUAUUCCUCUAGAUCUUGCUGCUAUCAAUCUAAACAUCAAAGAGCAUGUAGUAAAAAAGGUUUAUGAAAGAUGUGGACAAGUUGCAGAAUUUUUUGUCAAAUCACAUCCUGAAGAAUUCCAACUUGGUGGGCCAGGAGUUAUUUUAUUAGUUGAUGAAUUUCCUGGAGGGAUUAUGAGUGAUACAAUUCCAGACAAUAUUGUAACAACGAAGAAACGUAACAAUAACUCGCACACAAUACUUUGCAUCACUGAAGCUAGUCAACUACCACCUAGAAUGUGGCUUCAUGUUAUUCAAGCAUUACCGGAGCCUAUGCAAAAAAAUAAAAACGAUGAAACUACUAAACAUCGAUGUGGAAUGGUCGAAGAAGCUUUAAAAGAAAUUGUGCAACAAGUUUUACCAGGAAGUUAUCUUGUAACAAAUACUCGUGCUCGUUGCUGUAAUUAUGAAUCUCUUCAAGAAUUGAAACAGUAUGGAGUCUUCAGUAUUGAAUAUUUACAAAAAUUUGAUGGUCCUGAUACCAAUAAACUUCUCAAUAAUUUGGCAACAAUCUGGCAAACUGGAGUAGCUAUUUGUGAAGAAAUUCAAGAAUCUACUCGUCCAAUGAGCCAACAAAUAAUUGCUACCAAUUUAUGGAAACAAAGAUUUGGCUCAGUCUCUUCUACUGCUUUUCAAUACAUGCUCAAUCAUAUUGUUGAAUGCUAUCGCUUCACUUGAACAUCACCCUGGUAAUCAACUGAUUCAACUAAAAAGCAAUAGCCUUACAAAGGCAGUAAUAACUAUUUUUUAUCAUAUUAGCGAUCAAUUUUUUAUAUAUAAGUCUUCCAAAGGAGCUUCAAAUGAUAUUGAGACUGACUCAAGUGCUCUUAAAAUGAAAAAUUAACUGAUAUUUUUAUAUCCGUAUAUUGUUACAAAACCAGAAUAAUUAGAGUAAAACGUUAUUAAAAGCAAUUUUAUUGGUAAAUUUUAACUAUUAAUGACUUAAUUCAAGUAUUGUUAAACGUUUAAGAUUUUAUAUAAUAACAAAAAUAACAAUUUUGCCGAGUAUAAUUUUUUUUGCUCAGGCAUUUUACGAUUUAUAUUUUAUUACUCAUUUAUAUAGUGUUUUAAAUUUAUAUAUAUAUGCACAAUUUUAAUUGAUUGUAUUCAUCAGUUAUCCAAUUUAUUCAUGUGAUAAUACGAUAUACCAUUGUUUUUCAAAAUCAACAUAAUCAAAAAACUCAUCAAUUCAUAAUGAUAUUACAAGUAAAAGAAAUAUUAAUUAAAUAUUGUUGAAAAUAAUUUAUUUAUAGUUUAAAAAUAU
This is a messenger RNA of Chelonus insularis, 1835 nucleotides long. RefSeq lists its product as uncharacterized. The coding region runs from base 173 to 1249 and encodes 358 amino acids. Lineage: Eukaryota; Metazoa; Arthropoda; Insecta; Hymenoptera; Braconidae. The transcript is spliced from 5 exons. The record is from RefSeq and is a predicted model, not a curated record.